Molecule: messenger RNA, 1010 nt
Organism: Cuscuta europaea
Lineage: Eukaryota; Viridiplantae; Streptophyta; Magnoliopsida; Solanales; Convolvulaceae
Source: the annotation of a GenBank genome assembly
UUCAAAUUUCUCUCCUUUCUAGCAAGUAGCUUAUUUUGGCAAACUUGUCCAAGUUAGAAGGAAAGAUGCACUCCAAUGGUAAGCUUCUAGCUUCAAAAUUGCAAGCAGCUCCCUAGAAACAACCGUAGGAGAUGCUCUCACAUAAUGAGUUUAAUUUAGCUUAGAUUUGGUGCGCUUCGUUCACACACACAUACACAAAAAUCAUUCAUUUGUCUAGAUGAUAAAUAGAUUAACUUAAUUUCAUAAAAUUUUGUUUGAAUGGUGGCUAACUCAAAUACGCAAUGAAUAUGUUGAUUUAUUUUUCAAGAAAACUUAGCCUCAGCGACACAGAAAAUUGGAACGGCUUUGUGGGCUACGUAUCACGUAUGCAAUUUAGGUGUGAUUCAUUAUUGUUAGUUUUUUCCUGUGUUGUUUUUCUGUCCGGCCAUUAAUGGAGAGCUCAAAAUCUAGCUUAUGAAGGAUGUCAAUUGAGGAUGAAGAGACCAAUGCUCCGGUGCUUGAGUCAGGUGCCUUAGAAGAGUCAAAAAACAGCAAGGUGACGGCGCUCCUGGAAUAGCACCGCCUAAAAUAAUGAUAGAUGAGAUGAUUCCUUUGGAGAUAGUUGGUCAAACCUCUUCUUCCUUCCCGGUGGCUGGUAAAAUCGGGAUGCUUCAUUUGAAGGUGACUGGACAAAUCUCUUCUCCCUUCUUGGUGGAUGGUAAAAUUGGAAUGACGUAUUUGAAGGUGAUUGAUCAAAUAUCUUCUCCCUUGUUGGUAGCGGAUAAACCAGGAGAUGCGAUUUUAUUUGUUUUUUUCCCGUUUAAUAACUCUAGUUUUUUGUCGAUUUAUUUUAGUAGCAAGUACAUCGAUGCUGUUAGAUUAGUCUACAAGGAUGCAGGGUCUGCGAACUUAUCGAGUCCUCAUGGGAUUGUUAGUUCUAUGUCUCACCCCAUGACAACUAUGAGCUAUUGGUUUGUUUUGUCUCUUGUCACUUCCAUUAUUAUUAAUAAAUAAGUGUUCUUCUUUCAAAA